AUGGCUCAAAACUUUGACCAACAUACAUCAAACUACUAUACAUUAGAUAAUACAAAAAAGGAAGAAUAUACUCACCGACGUAUAAUUACUAAUACAGAGAAAAAUGUUGAAUUUGCUCUUUAUCCUAUAUUUCAACCACUAACUUCACUUUCUAUCUACUUCAUUAAUCGGACAACACCCGAAUCCAUCAUGGAUUAUUUAAUUGAAAAUGCUACGCAAUCGAAAGUAUUUAGCAUAAAUACUAACAACAACAAUUUAUCGAAUAUACCAACCUUAAUUCAAAUAGGAAGCGUCCAAGAUAUUUCUGUUUUAAUGCUAUUUGAAUGCUGGCAUUUACCCAAACAAGAUUCCCAUUUAUUUAAAAAAAUCUCUCAACUUUUAUCUAUUGUUUUCAAUCCAACAAAAGAGAUGCAAGCUUGGGGCGAUGCACAAAAGGAAUUGUCAAAGUUCUUUAUAUUUCGUUUAUUCUCCAUGUCACAUAUUCAACAAAUUCACUCAUUUGACAUUCAGCAGCUAUUUAAGGAAUGGUACAAUAUGAUCAAUCCACAUUUAGAAGAUUGUUGUCCAUCCGAAUUCUCAUGUUUAGAGGAGGAUUCCAUCUCUCUUCAUCCAACCGCUUCUGAUAUCAAUCUUUCUUCAUUAAAUGAACAAUAUGAUUAUGCAACAUGCACCUGUCCUCAUAGACCUUAUAAGAAUCCUAAUGAAACUUGGACCCUACAAACGGCAAUCGCCUACACUUUUCAAGAAGUCUUAGACCAACAACAUAAAUUAAAUUCUGGUGAUGGGAGUGUAGAUUCUUUCUCCAGUUCACAUAUGUCUCAACAGGUACCAACUCGGAAAUAUAGUGUCGAGAUCCAAAAACAGUCAACUGAUUAUAAUCAAUUGGUCGAAUAUGCCGUGCGUGACUGCCUUUCAGUCACUAAACUAUCAAUUGCUGUUCGACAAAGAUGGUCUAGAGCUUUACUCGGAAAAUACUCGUAUACCAAAUCUAUUCGUACAAACUGCAAUAAAGUUCACGACGAUCAAUGUUGUUCUGAACAACAAACUUCAUCUGAUGAAGUGAUUUCGUCACAACAAAUAAAUAAUAAUAAUAUUCAUACUUACACAAUCGAGGAUUACGAGUCUAUUUCCGAUGAUGAUAUCAAUAAUACAAUAAAUGCCACUAUUUUGAUUCCAGUUUCUAAAUCUACGAAUGAUGAACCUGGAACAAAAAUAAGACAUGCAAUAAAGAUCGAACACCAGAAGAAACGCUCACACGCAGCAAUUCGACGACGUUGUCGAAAACGAAAUGCAAUAAUACAUGCACAUCGACAUGAUUUUGACAUCAUUCGUACUGUAUAUCGUUGUUUUACCAUUCGAGAAAUUGAAAACAUAUUGGAUCACCUUCAUAUAAGACGUCGCCAUUGUCACAUCCGUCAUCAUUAUAAAUUGCAUAUUGGUGUACGUUCUUACGAAGAUAAAUUACGAUAUGAAAAUGUUUUAAAUUCCGAAUAUUUCACCAAAGAACAUUACAUUCGGCAAUUGCAUUAUACAUUACCAUUUUCACAUAACGAUCCAGACAAUGUUUGA
This is a messenger RNA of Rotaria sp. Silwood2, 1569 nucleotides long. NCBI's taxonomy places the organism in Eukaryota, Metazoa, Rotifera, Eurotatoria, Philodinida, Philodinidae. The record is from the annotation of a GenBank genome assembly.